UAAAAGUUGACUUGUUUACAAUUUCAUUUUGACUUUUCUCACAAACCGGUUCAAAGACAAAGAUGGAAGGGCAAUACUCUCGGAGGAGUCCAGCUGUCAAGCGGUUGAUGAAAGAAGCUCAGGAACUGAGUGAUCCUACCGAACAAUGUUACGCACAGCCACUGGAGGACAAUCUGUUUGAGUGGCAUUUCACUGUGCGAGGUCCCCCUGACUCAGAUUUCCAGGGUGGCGUGUAUCACGGCAGGAUCACCCUUCCACCAGACUACCCAAUGAAGCCACCUAGCAUCAUGCUUCUGACACCCACCGGUAGAUUUGAAGUUGGCACCAAGAUUUGCCUGUCGAUAUCCGGUCACCACCCUGAAACUUGGCAACCGUCCUGGAGUAUCCGCACCGUCAUGCUUGCCAUCAUCGGCUUUAUGCCAACGAAAGGAGAGGGGGCCAUAGGCUCACUUGACUACACUCCAGAGGAACGGAAAUUACUGGCCAAGAAAUCCCAAGACUGGACGUGCCCAUCUUGCAAGAAGGCCAACAAGUGUAUCCUCCCCAAGGAGACCUCCUCAGAGAAGUCCAAGGAGAUGCAGCGGGAGGCGGCAAAGCUGGCCUCACAGAUCAGCUUCAAGAAGGAAGAGGACAAGAAGCCCAGCGAGAAUGCCACCAGUAACCCAUCGGCAGCUGCACCACAAGCUCAGGCUAACACCGCCCCACCAGCAAUCAAUCCAGCUCCACCCCCAAAUCCCUUCGCUGCGUUCAACCCAGCAGCUCUGGGCAUGCACUUUCAGCCUAGCAUGUUCCCAGGCUACCCGCCAAACUUCAUGAAUAUGAACCAGCAGCUAUUGGCCAAUCAGAAUGCCGCCAACCCAGCAGCGGCAACUCAAGGGACCAAUCAGACACCUCCAAAUGCCAGCCAAUCUCCAGCUGGCCAAUCGCAGAGCAGCCAGGCAGCAACAAGCCAAUCACCAAGCACUGAUCCCCAAGCAACUGGUACCACUACCAUCCAACCAGGUGGGACCACCACCCCCGAAUUGAGACAGCGUGUGACAGCAGCAGCAGCCGCCCCUGGUGGGGACCAGACGACACAACCCAGGACAGGCCCCCAGAGAAACCAGACACUAAAUGAGGACAACUCUGGAGGGAGGUGGGCUCUGGUCAUGAUGGUGGUCAUCACCAUCAUCAUGCUGUUUCUGCUUGGAAGGAGACUUUUUAUCACUUACGAGUACAAAUUUCAAUCUGGAGGUCUCUGAAAUCACCAAACUGACCCAAAGUUCCCACGGCGUAAUCCCUCCCUUGCAUACAACGACUAUGCAACACAGCACAGGAUCAGCACUGUCCCUCUGAGGUACAGUGAUCACAUGCUGAGCUCUAUGUUCACAGGCUGUUGACUUCAUUAACAAGUCUUGAAGACACCUGACAAAAAAAUCUUAUGGUAAAAGGGACAUUUAAAACCUUAGUUCAAGUGGCUUAAGUCAAGUUAUACUUGUGGUGUUUAAAAGUCUGACAAGUUAAAAACAGAACGGGGUUGAAAAUCAAAAGCAAAGAUCACUGCAAAUCAGGCAUGCCAUUUUCAUUAAUGUUACCAGAUUUAGGUGAAGAUACCUGUAGUAAAUCAGCUGAUUUGGGGACCACUUUCAUUUGAAUAAAGCCAACAAGUUGGGCAGUUAUAAAGUUUUUCCUUUGGCAGGCAUUGACACUGAUUGACUGAAAUGUUGGUGAACAUUAAUGUAUUUCAAGCAUUCCAGUUGACAGAUUUUUCUAACCUUUACGGGAAACAAGAAAAAGCAUUUAUGCAAACCAUUUGGGUGGAAGGUAUAUUUGCAUAAUGAUUGCUAUCAUAUUUUAGUGUUCUUGCAUUUUGUUGUAUUUAUUGUAGACUGAAUAAAAUCAAAGUAGUUCAUUUCCCGAGUUCCCUGAGACUGGCAUAUGUCACCAGGUACUUUUCAAAUGACGUGAGAGACAUUAAAUGCAGUCUAGAGCUGCCUAUUUACAGUUCUUUGCAAAAUGUAAGUAUUCAAAGCACAUCUUUUUUCAGGGAGUUGGCAGUGUCUUUGCAUUGAAGAAUUAUUCGCCUUCCAGUGAUUUAAUAUGUCGUCAAUUUAUUUACUCAUAACACUUGUCAUGUUAAAAUAAGGCCUGUCCCCUUGUUUUAGUGAUUUACAAUUAACAGUGGAAAAAAUGCCUUGUUAGAAAUCCAAACUCUUAUUUAUUUGCUAUAUGAAUUCACUUUAUUUUACUCUACUUAAAAUUGAACAAAGUAGGUCACCCUCUUGUAACAGUGAACAAUGCAUAAAGUGGACAUUUUUUAUUGCAUUGUUAAUUUAUCGAGUUCAGUUUUAAUCAAAUAAAUAAGAACAAUAUACGGUCAACAGUCCUCCGAAGUUUUUUUCUCAAAAGUUGUUUCCUUGUUUAAAAUGCGAGUAACGCGCAUCGAUCAUGAGUUCCUAUGGGGCCAGAAAACACUUUUUUCCGACAGAAAGACCUGUUGAAAUAAUUCCUCUAAUUUUUUAUUUUGUGUGCGUGUGUGUGUGGGUUUUUUGCACUGCUGUUUUUUUUUUUGGGGGGGGGAUACAAACAAACACAUCAAAUAUGCAAGGAUCAAGAGUUUGGAGUGAGAAACAAAACAGCCAUGGGGGUUUACGUCUUGUCACGUGACCUCAAACCACCCCACCUGUGAUUUCUGCUUCAGAAUAAAAAAUGUGAGAGAGUUAUAUCCUCCUGAUAUGUCAACAGCAUGAACAAUGAAAAGGUUUAUUAGAUCUAAACGACCUGAACCCCCCCC
Molecule: messenger RNA, 2773 nt
Organism: Acanthaster planci (crown-of-thorns starfish)
Lineage: Eukaryota; Metazoa; Echinodermata; Asteroidea; Valvatida; Acanthasteridae
Gene: ube2j1
Product: ubiquitin conjugating enzyme E2 J1
Source: RefSeq, a predicted model, not a curated record